CACAGCAAUUCUAAAGACAUGCAUCGGAGGCACGCGACCCUUCGGGAGAAGGGCCGGCGCCAGGCCAUCCGGGGCCCUGCCUACAUGUUCAACGAGAAAGGCACCAGCCUCACUGCAGAGGAGGAACAUUUUCUCGACUCUGCAGAAUAUGGCAACAUUCCUGUUGUGCGAAAAAUGCUGGAGGAAUCCAAAACCUUGAACUUCAAUUGUGUCGAUUACAUGGGUCAAAAUGCCCUCCAGCUAGCGGUGGGGAAUGAGCACCUGGAGGUGACAGAGCUGCUCCUCAAGAAGGAGAAUCUCGCUCGAGUUGGGGAUGCGCUUUUGUUAGCCAUCAGUAAAGGAUAUGUGCGCAUUGUGGAAGCAAUAUUGAACCACCCAGCCUUUGCACAAGGACAACGUCUCACACUCAGCCCUCUCGAGCAGGAACUGAGGGAUGAUGAUUUUUACGCUUACGAUGAAGAUGGAACUCGGUUCUCCCAUGACAUUACCCCCAUCAUACUUGCUGCCCACUGCCAGGAGUAUGAAAUUGUUCACAUCUUACUUCUAAAAGGCGCACGGAUUGAGAGGCCACAUGACUAUUUUUGCAAGUGCAAUGAAUGUAUGGAAAAGCAAAGGAAAGACUCCUUUAGUCACUCUCGCUCAAGAAUGAAUGCCUACAAAGGAUUAGCCAGUGCUGCUUAUUUGUCUCUAUCCAGUGAAGACCCUGUCCUUACUGCUCUAGAGCUUAGCAAUGAAUUGGCCAGGCUAGCCAACAUUGAAACUGAAUUUAAGAACGACUAUAGGAAGUUAUCUAUGCAAUGCAAGGACUUUGUCGUGGGGGUGCUGGACCUGUGCAGAGACACUGAAGAAGUGGAAGCUAUCCUGAAUGGAGAUGUGAACAUCCAUUUGUGCCCUGAGCACCACCGACCAAGUUUGAGCAGGAUUAAACUUGCUAUUAAAUACGAGGUCAAAAAGUUUGUUGCUCACCCCAACUGCCAACAGCAGUUGCUCACCAUGUGGUACGAAAACCUCUCAGGCUUACGGCAGCAAUCCAUAGCUGUGAAGUUCCUGGCUGUCUUUGGGGUGUCCAUCGGGCUGCCCUUCCUCGCCAUAGCCUACUGGAUCGCUCCCUGCAGCAAGCUGGGACGUACCCUUCGAAGUCCUUUCAUGAAGUUUGUGGCUCAUGCAGUUUCUUUCACAAUCUUCCUUGGACUGUUAGUAGUGAACGCUUCGGAUCGGUUUGAAGGAGUCAAAAAUCUCCCCAAUGAGACCAUCACAGACCAUCCAAAACAAAUAUUCAGAGUCAAAACAACCCAGUUCUCAUGGACAGAAUUGCUGAUCAUGAAGUGGGUAUUGGGUAUGAUAUGGUCAGAGUGCAAGGAGAUCUGGGAAGAGGGCCCACGUGAAUAUGUGGUGCAUCUCUGGAAUCUGCUGGACUUUGGGAUGCUGUCCAUCUUCGUGGCAUCAUUCACUGCCAGGUUCAUGGCUUUUCUUAAAGCAUCAGAGGCCCAACAGUACGUAGAUCAGUACGUUCAAGAUGAUGACCUCAAUAAUGUCACCCUUCCCCCUGAAGUUGCUUAUUUUACCUAUGCCAGGAACAAGUGGCUCCCCUCGGAUCCUCAGAUCAUUUCAGAAGGCCUGUAUGCAAUAGCUGUGGUACUCAGCUUCUCCCGCAUUGCUUACAUUCUUCCAGCCAACGAAAGCUUCGGCCCCCUGCAGAUCUCUCUGGGGAGGACUGUGAAGGAUAUCUUCAAGUUCAUGGUCAUCUUCAUCAUGGUGUUCCUAGCCUUCAUGAUCGGGAUGUUCAACCUUUACUCUUACUACCUUGGUGCAAAGUACAACCCUGCGUUUACAACGGUAGAAGAAAGUUUUAAAACCUUAUUCUGGUCAAUAUUUGGCUUAUCUGAAGUGAUAUCUGUGGUGCUGAAGUACGACCAUAAAUUCAUUGAGAAUAUUGGAUAUGUACUCUAUGGAGUAUAUAAUGUGACUAUGGUGGUUGUGCUGCUUAAUAUGCUAAUAGCCAUGAUCAACAACUCCUAUCAGGAAAUUGAGGAGGACGCGGAUGUGGAGUGGAAGUUUGCCCGUGCCAAGCUCUGGCUAUCCUACUUUGACGAAGGAAGGACUUUACCUGCUCCUUUUAAUCUAGUGCCAAGCCCUAAAUCAUUUUAUUAUCUCAUACUGAGAAUAAAACUGUGCCUCAUAAAACUCUGCAAAUCUAAGGCCAAAAACUGUGAAAAUGACCUUGAGAUGGGGAUGCUGAAUUCCAAAAAACGGAAAGUUCGUUUUCACUCUAGCAUUCAAAACACAGAGAGUUUUUCUGGGAAGAACGCUUAUAACAAGCCCACAAGAUACCAGAAGAUAAUGAAGCGUCUGAUUAAGCGCUAUGUGCUGAAGGCUCAGGUUGACCGGGAAAAUGACGAGGUCAAUGAAGGAGAACUUAAAGAAAUCAAACAAGAUAUUUCCAGUCUCCGCUAUGAGCUCUUAGAGGAAAAGUCUCAAGCUACUAGUGAGCUGGCAAAACUAAUACAACAGCUGAGUGACAAGUUUGGGAAGACCUUAAAUAAGGACAUUUGAUGGCAAUUACAGAGAAAGACAACUUGUUUUCUAAACACUGUUCAUUCUCAACCAGCAUCUUAGGAGGGUAAAAUACAUGUGAAAGGUGGGUACUGCGCACUCAGCUUCUGCUGAUAAGCAAAUGUUGGUUGGAGCACUUUGCAUUUCUCCCACACUUGGUGAGUGACCAAUUAAGUCUUUUCUGAUACAAAAGUGACUUAAUGAUAAAAAUCUAUGCCCCUUGACAUCAGAAACACUGUAGAGAAAGCACCUCCAAUUAAAGGCAAAAAAAUCCAGAUCUUCAUUCAUCUGACUCCAGAGAAGACAAUGAAAUUGUGCUCAUUAACACCAACAGAGCCUGUACUGACCAGAAAUGGAUGAAGUCUGAAGAAAAAAAUGUGCCAAGCAUACUCCCUACAAAGUUUUUUAAAUUCCUAUUCUUGGGUGUGUACUCUUCUUUUAUGUUUACAUUGGCAACCCUGAAUAUAACUUUGAUCAGCACUGUGGCUAAUGAAAAACUAAUGAGAAAUCAUCUGUUGAAGUGACCAAGGCAGAGAAUUACAAGUAGACACUGACAGCAUUGGAAAAAUGAAAUCAAGCUUGUGGGGUAAAUUAUCCUUUAAUCUAAUGAAAGGAUUUCCAGCCAAACACUCCUGUCCACCUUUUCCAGCUGUAUUAGCUAGUCUGCUGAUGGAUAUGAUCUCUUUGUAUGCACUUAGCCUCUCUUUUAUCCUUAGUCAAUCCCAUCUCGACAACAGCGUGCUGAAAUAUUCGUAAUGAUGUGAAACUCACUUUCCAGGAAUACCCAGAGAUAAAACACCUUGUGCUAAUGUGUUCAGUUCAAAGAACAGCAUUAAUCCAGAGACAGCGAUGCAACUGAGCUCAGCUUUCAGAUUCCAGAGGUCAAACUGAAAGCCAUAGGGAGAGAUCAAUCACGAAGAACAUUGCCCAGUAGUUUCCAGUCUCUUGAAAUCAAUACAAAAAGGCUUCAAUUGAACAUUCUGACCAAAAAAAAAGGAAAUAAAGGAAAAAUCAUUGUAGAAAUUAUUGUCACUUUUUGGCUCUUACAGAGUAUGGGAAAGGGAUUCAAACUGUUCUAAGGCUGUGGCAAUACAAGGAUCACACUUUUUUCAACAGGCAAGUUGUAAGUCGGUGCAACACAACUACAAACAUGGAUGGCUUGGGUUUUCACGGUUGGCAAAAUGAUUUCAACUACUUAAAGCACACCUUACUACUUAGGAACCAUGGAACUGGACUGUUUGUUUACAUGAGACACCUAUAAAAUGAACAUGACAUCUAGGUUUCAGCUGAGACAAACAAGCAGAGCCAGAAGGUGACCUGUGAUCAGUUCUUAAGUGCCAGAUGAGAAUACAUAUAGCCUAUUAGAAUAAUAGUUAUAUUUGUACAAAAAUGAAAGAAAACAAAAUAAAAAAGUGUACUGUACG
This is a messenger RNA of Hirundo rustica (Barn swallow), 3977 nucleotides long. It is a transcript of the gene TRPC7, whose product is annotated as transient receptor potential cation channel subfamily C member 7. Gene Ontology annotation, cellular component: cation channel complex; membrane. The record is from RefSeq and is a predicted model, not a curated record. Gene Ontology annotation, molecular function: store-operated calcium channel activity; protein binding; inositol 1,4,5 trisphosphate binding. The coding region runs from base 19 to 2553 and encodes 844 amino acids. The transcript is spliced from 11 exons. Gene Ontology annotation, biological process: calcium ion transmembrane transport; regulation of cytosolic calcium ion concentration; manganese ion transport. Lineage: Eukaryota; Metazoa; Chordata; Aves; Passeriformes; Hirundinidae.